Messenger RNA from Bacillus rossius redtenbacheri, 1099 nucleotides. Its product is annotated as tetraspanin-33-like. NCBI's taxonomy places the organism in Eukaryota, Metazoa, Arthropoda, Insecta, Phasmatodea, Bacillidae. The annotation marks the transcript as partial. Gene Ontology annotation, cellular component: plasma membrane. The transcript is spliced from 5 exons. The record is from RefSeq and is a predicted model, not a curated record.
UAUGCUGAAACACUACCAGUUACUGGACAAUGUGGCAAAGUGUUUGAUACUGUGCAGUACUCGUGUCUGCUGAUUUUCUUCCUGCUGGAGAUGGCUAUAGCCAUCAUGGGAUUCGUGUUCCCGCACACGAUGCAGUCAGUGCUGGAGGAGUCAUUCACCGACAAGAUCAUCCACAUGUAUCACGAGGAUGUCGACCUGCAGAACCUCAUUGACUUUGCUCAGCAAGAGUUCCGAUGCUGUGGACUCAGCACGGAAGGCUACAUGGACUGGGCGAAAAAUGAGUAUUUUAACUGCAGUUCGCCGAGCGUUGAGCACUGUGGUGUCCCCUUCUCCUGUUGCAUCAACGCCACAGACAUCUCUAGUGGACUUGUCAACAUUAUGUGUGGUUAUGGAGUUCAAGAAUUAUCUGUGGCGGAGGCAGGGAAGAAGGUUUGGACCAGUGGCUGCAUCGAGAUUGUGCGUUCCUGGGCAGAGAGGAACCUCUACACCAUAGCUGGCUUUGCCCUGGGAGUCGCUCUGUCUCAGUUGUUGGUGAUCUACUUGGCGAAGACGCUGGAGGGCCAGAUCGACCUGCAGAAGUCCAGAUGGAACACUUGAAACAUUGCCUACCAUCUCGGAUAAGUGCAUGUCACUUUGUGGUAGGCUCCGAGGACUGAUCAAGCCUGAUAUUGGGCAAGCAUCAUACACAUUAAAUGCUGCAGAUGUGAGCGCGUUGGCGUGCGUGCCAAGUAUCCAACAUGCGGCAUCUCGCCAAAAGGAGAGAGCAAUGGGUUGCUAGUUGUUUUCAACUAGUCCAUAUUAUGUCUGUGUUUAUUUCUACUUGCAAUAUGAAUGUAUAGUUUAUGAGCCAAAUAUGUGAAUGUGCGUAUCUGUAAUAGUUGCAUUAAAUAUGUAAACUGUAUUUUUAUUUAGCUUGUGUCAAGGAUAUACUGAAUUAUAAGCCUUUUUAAUAAAGUGAUUCAUUUUAUAUUUAUUAGUUGGUUCCUUGCUCUGUGCACUUACGCAACACAGAAUCAAGUUAAGUCCACGGUAAGUUUUCAGAUGAUGUCUGUGCAAGUGGUUCAAUGCCAAGAAUUCUAUCAAUUAUCACCAGGUUUAU